Messenger RNA from Thamnophis sirtalis, 898 nucleotides. The record is from RefSeq and is a predicted model, not a curated record. Lineage: Eukaryota; Metazoa; Chordata; Lepidosauria; Squamata; Natricidae.
GGAAAUGAGAAGCCGGGUGUCGGGAAUUUGGUAAUGUUACAUGCGGGACAAGAGGGAUCGUUUUCUCCGGUCAGAGGGCGACCUAGCCCAGCAUGGCCCACCGGAUUUGAAGGACAGAAAUCCCUCUGACCAUUGGAUGGAGAAAGAUAAUUUGUCUAACAGAGGCACUUUAAAACCUGAGCAGAUGCCGUUGUGUGAUGAGGUGACGUUUGGACUGGCAGACGCAAAACCUAUCUCCAACUGUACCAGCAAAAGGAAGAGAAAAAAUUCUCUUUCCGGCAUGAAUACCUGUGAGAACAGCCUCCAAAGGUCUGGGGAGCAAGUUGAGAUGGUCAGCUGUGCAGAAGAAGGGCCACCCAAUCGGCCUCCCAAAAGGAUGCAAGAAAAAGACGAAAUAGCUUGUGAGCUCUUGGGAGCCAUGGCCACUCCCUCUGGACUUCUUCCUGGACCAAUCUUGAGCCCUAAGAAGCGAAAGCUGAUUUUGCACAUCGAUUUGAACAACACCAUCCUGGUCUCUGAUGCAAUUACCAAACAGGACCCCAGUGCUGCUUUAAACUGUUACCUGAGCACCGUGACCUGGGGGAAACUUAGCCACACAGUUGCCUAUAGAUCUCAGACUUGGAAAGAUACGUUGCAACAAGAAAAAAGUGGCGUUGAGCCAUGGAGCCGAGCAGCUCUCCAGCGACAACGGGUGCAGGAAAAUGUAUGCCUAUUUCAGCUCCCGGGAAGGCAUCAGUGGUUUCCAGGACCACUUUGAAUGGUGGGCUAAGAAUAAUUAUUCCAGCCAAGGUGGAAAGCCCAUUUGGGUCGAUCCUCAGGACUCCGGAGUCCAGCAUAUCUGUAUAGAUGAUAAUAUCCGACUGACUGAUUCCGACACCAUUGUGCAUCCUCAGGUAUU